AUGGCGUCUACCCAGAAGGCCACAGUCUUUCAGGUGUACAAGACAAAUAAAAAUGGGUCCAAGGUAGCAGUUUCUUCACACAGAGGGGCUGAGGUUACUACCUCCGCUCCUCAGCGGACACAUGGGUAUUAUUCCUCAAGCCAGCGAGCUGCUGCUGUCUCCCUGAGUCCUCCUCCUCCUCCUGCUCCUCCUCCUCCUGCUCCUCCUCCUCCUCCUUCUUCCCAGAAAAGAGCCGAAGCUGCAUCCACCACUCAUCAUUCAACAUCAGACUACCCACGCUCUGUGUGCCCACAGUCAGGGCCUGGCCUCUCUGCAGUCUCCACUUCACGGGGAACUGAGACCCGAACAAGAGUAGAGGUAACCCGCCAUCAUUCUCCUCAUCACUCUCCUCAUCGAAAGAACCAGUCAGUCCAGACACUGUCCUCCCAUCUCGCAGGAGUGAACCGGACUGUCAGUCCAGUCAGGGAAGAAUCAACACGAAGAACUGAGAACAAGCCAGGGCGCGAGGUUGGCUACCAUUCCUCCAUGGCCUCUGACGCAAAAUACCGUCACUUGUAUUUUACAAGAGAAAAAGAGGAGGACCCACCCUCCAAGGUCCAGAACCCCCAGGGGAUUAAAGUACCCCGUAGGGUUUCAGCUUGCCCGAAGGAUGAAGCUAUACAAACAGAGCCCACCCGAAGGACUACUGCUGAGGUCAAAUCUUCAAGAAAUGUCUUUGUCCAAGAGCAUAGUAGUCGCACGGCUAAUACCCCUCAGAUAGUUAUUAGAAAGAUCCCUCCCCAGGAGCCAGAAGUUGGUCACAGCUCAGUACUUUCAGAACCUAAGACCUCGCAAAAGACCACGAAAUUGUCAACAGGCCUCAAAUUUUCUGUUUUUAGAGAUUUAGAUGGGGCACCACGAGCUCCUCCCCCUCGACCAGAGCGUUCUUUCUGUAUUGAGACGAAGCCCCCAAAGAUUUUAAUAUCUGAAACGGAGCCCACUGUGAGGUCCCCACCCCGAGAACGUGAGGUCGGACGCAAGGUGACCAUCUCCCCAGGAAAACAGUCAAUGCAGUCACCUCAUCGUGUGACAUGUCGAACAGUGUCUGAAGGAACCUAUAAGUCUCCCCUAUAUUCAGAGCUUUCUCCAAAGCCCUCUACCCAAGCCACUGCAGCCUUUGAGUUGACCCCUCGGCCUUUGCCCCCUCGGUCCUUACCUAAGUAUGGGCCUGAUUGCUCAUGGUGGACCUUACUGAAUCCUAAAGUUGAAACACCCCAAAACCAAUCCAUAUUUGAUUUUGAACCUAAGUCGCCUCCCUUCCUAGACCCUUUAGAGUCCUUUUAUGAAAUGGACUCAACCUCUUUCUGUGAGGACCUGAUGUUCCAGAGAGACAAAGCAAGCUUACCACCAUCCCCAAAGGAGUCUUUAUACCGGGUACCAUUGACAGAAGUGCAAAAGACCCCGAAGUGCACCAGCAAACAACCCUCUCAAGGGUUCAAUGCUUUCUUCCUCGAUGUUUCCGAGGAAAUGUACAACCGGAUCCUCUGGUGGCUGAAAGAUGAGGAGAUCAAGCACUUCCUGGAGGACAACAGUGAUGAUGCUGAACUGAGCAAGUUCGUGAAGGAUUUCCCAGGAAGCGAACCCUGCCACCCAACGGAGUCCAAGACAAGGGUGGUCAGGCCCCAGAUCUUGGAGCCAAGGCCCCAGAGCCCAGACCUCUGUGAUGAUGAUGUGGAGUUCAGAGCCACGUUGUGGUCCCAGCCCUCUGACAGUCAGCAGUACUUCUGUCCCCCAGCCCCUCUCAGCCCUUCCUCCAGGCCCCGCAGUCCAUGGGGCAAGCUUGAUCCUUACGAUUCCUCUGAGGAUGACAAGGAGUACGUGGGCUUUGCAACCCUCCCCAAUCAAGUUCAUAGGAAGUCUGUGAAGAAAGGCUUUGACUUUACCCUCAUGGUGGCAGGAGAAUCUGGUCUGGGUAAAUCCACUCUUGUCAACAGCCUCUUCCUCACUGACUUGUACCGGGAUCGGAAACUGCUAGGUGCGGAAGAGAGGAUCAUGCAAACUGUGGAGAUUACUAAGCAUGCGGUGGAUAUAGAAGAGAAGGGAGUGAGGCUGCGACUCACCAUUGUGGACACUCCGGGUUUCGGGGAUGCAGUCAACAACACAGAGUGCUGGAGGCCCGUGGCUGAGUACAUUGACCAGCAGUUUGAGCAGUAUUUCCGAGAUGAGAGUGGCCUGAAUCGCAAGAACAUCCAAGACAACAGGGUGCACUGCUGCCUGUACUUCAUCUCACCCUUUGGCCACGGGCUCCGGCCAUUGGAUGUUGAAUUCAUGAAGGCCCUGCAUCAGCGGGUCAACAUUGUGCCUAUCUUGGCUAAGGCAGACACACUGACACCCUCUGAAGUGGACCGAAAGAAAUGCAAAAUCCGGGAGGAGAUCGAGCACUUUGGAAUCAAGAUCUAUCAGUUCCCAGAUUGUGAUUCUGAUGAGGAUGAGGACUUCAAAUUACAGGACCAAGCCCUAAAGGAAAGCAUCCCAUUCGCGGUGAUUGGCAGCAACACUGUGGUAGAAGCCAGGGGGCGGAGAGUUCGAGGCCGGCUCUACCCUUGGGGCAUCGUGGAAGUGGAAAACCCAGGUCACUGCGACUUUGUCAAGUUGAGGACAAUGCUGGUGCGUACCCACAUGCAGGACCUAAAGGAUGUGACCCGAGAGACACACUAUGAGAACUACAGGGCACAGUGCAUCCAGAGCAUGACCCGGCUAGUAGUGAAGGAACGGAAUCGCAAGGACAGAUCCAGAAACUGAGAAGCUCAUCCGGAGAAAGAUGAAGAGCUGCGGCGGAUGCAGGAGAUGCUACACAAAAUCCAAAGACAGAUGAAGGAGACUCACUAACUGGCUUUUGGACCUGAAUAUUUAAAUCUCUUCUACCAGCCCACGCUGGCCUCUCUCCCUGCAUCAGCUCUGCUCAGGCCCCCUGCAGCUCCUACCAGUUCGCCUUAUAUCCCUGCUGACUUCUCAGAGACUCAGAGGAAAUAAACUAACCUAUAUGUGGC
This is a messenger RNA of Rattus rattus (black rat), 3029 nucleotides long. RefSeq names its product septin 4 (gene Septin4). NCBI's taxonomy places the organism in Eukaryota, Metazoa, Chordata, Mammalia, Rodentia, Muridae. The record is from RefSeq and is a predicted model, not a curated record. Gene Ontology annotation, cellular component: cell division site; microtubule cytoskeleton; septin complex. The coding region runs from base 1 to 2781 and encodes 926 amino acids. Gene Ontology annotation, molecular function: GTPase activity; GTP binding; molecular adaptor activity. The transcript has 15 exons. Gene Ontology annotation, biological process: cytoskeleton-dependent cytokinesis; regulation of exocytosis.